This is a messenger RNA of Phialemonium atrogriseum, 1639 nucleotides long. RefSeq lists its product as uncharacterized. The transcript has 2 exons. The record is from RefSeq and is a predicted model, not a curated record. Bases 196 to 1536 code for a protein of 446 amino acids. Lineage: Eukaryota; Fungi; Ascomycota; Sordariomycetes; Cephalothecales; Cephalothecaceae.
CAAGAGAGAUAUAAGCUGGUUGAUAUCCCUUCUCACCCUGGGGCCUCAUGAUCGCAAGUGCUCAAACUCUUAACUUUACAUUGUCUACACUCCAUCGUCUUCAAGCAGUCUCCCCUCUCCCCCUAACCCUCCACCUUUUUGCCUUCAAACUUAGAUUGAAGCCUCUCCCGGGGAGAGUACGGGUGCAGUGCCAAGAUGGUCACUCUCCUCCACGCCCUUACGAGGGCCAAUCCCCGGCCCAAUACCCAGGAUGUGAGUCCCGGCAUCAACACAACUGUCCGCGGCUCCAUCCUGCCCGACACAUGGAUUCCAUGGACCGACUUCAAUUACGACACUCUGACCAGCAUCUUCGAGGGGGAACUUGGCGGACAGUACGAGGGUGAUCCAGAUCCAGACCCUCUACCUCUUGACCUGCGCAUCUGCAACGAGGACACCCUCCAAACUGUCUUGCAACGAUUCAUCAUGCCAACCGUCAACUACUCCCUACAUGGCCAAGCCGGCGGCUGCCAUUACGGACCAGGCAGUCGGUGCGCGGUCGAUAUUAAGCCUGACUGGUCUUGUAUAGCCCACGGACAAUACAUCAAUGUGGUCCCAGGGGACACGAAACUCAGCGCCAAGUGGUGGCCUAACAUGAGUGAGUCACGGUCGUCAGGAGUCUUCCAUGAAUGGCAGAAGGUUGUGGGCCAGGUCUCCAAGUACAUGGCAUACAGCACUGUCAGGUACGGCUUCAUCAUUACAGACGCGAGUCUCGUUGCUCUUAGGAUCACCCGUCUUGCCACCAGCCCAGGCCUGACCGCCGGACGUCUCCAGAGGGCGACUGCUGGCGGUGGUCACCGGAUAAAUUUUUCCGGCCUAUCGAUAGGGGAAGAAUCAUCAUUCGCCGACGAAUCGUCACUCGCCAACGAAUCAUCAUUCGCUGACGUGGACCCGUUGGAUUGGGAGUACCAGCCCCCUGAGUACGCGGUCAUCCCCUGUGGCAACUCCGGCACUGGCCGGCUUACCGUGAAGCUUGCCCUCUGGUGCUUGGCCAUGAUGUCGGCAAAUGGCGACAACUUCCUCGACCUUUCCUAUCCCGGUCUUGACACCUGGCGCAAGGCUGAGAAGGGGUAUGUCCACAACACUUCGGGCGCCAUCAAACGACGCCUACACAGAGACGAUGAUGUCCACCAAGAGCCAGACCCCGAACGAGCCGCCAGACAGGCCGCCCAAGCCGGGCCGAGCGUGUACGCAGAAGAGCCAGAGGAGGGCGACGCCGGCAGAGUCGACGAUUGCGUGCCGCAGUUCAGCCAGACUGCAGUGGCCUCCGGCGAGGGUAAUGCCCACAGCGGCGAUGGCAACGAAGAAGAAGAGGAAGUGCCAGCGCCGAAGCUGAAGACCGUCGAGAUAAAGAGGCGCAGAUCUGAUAAGACGCUUUACUUCGUGGACGCCAAGGGAAAGGAGGUGGACACUAGGAAAUCGAAGUGGACCACAGUGCCGGGGGGAUACCAACUCCGGGGCAAGAAGCACACCUAUUUUACCAAGUCGUUCCCCAUCUAACCUGUCGCUCUCUGAGGCUCGCCUUUCCCUGCAACGGAGAUCAUCACACAUUUCUUCCUGUUCCCUGCUUUUCGGAUUGCCCCGUUUGCCAUCCUCGCUCCCU